This is a messenger RNA of Melanaphis sacchari, 2262 nucleotides long. RefSeq lists its product as uncharacterized. The record is from RefSeq and is a predicted model, not a curated record. NCBI's taxonomy places the organism in Eukaryota, Metazoa, Arthropoda, Insecta, Hemiptera, Aphididae. Gene Ontology annotation, cellular component: extracellular region. The transcript has 3 exons. Bases 1 to 2256 code for a protein of 751 amino acids.
AUGUGCAAUAAUUAUUUACAACCAUUGUUAUGUCGUCUAAUGACCAUCAUCGCCGUUAUUAUUUUCUACGGUGUCUUCGACGUCCACGUCGGUGCGACCACUAACAACGGUACUCACCGGAAACACCAGAGCCAUCUGAAACCAAGGUUUUUGAACGGACACUACGUGACAUGGCCUACUAAAAGCGACGGGACGACAUCCUAUUGCGACGCGGACAGUCCACCGCCGAAGCCGCCACCCCACAUUUAUUACGUACCGGACAACGUGGUCUUCACCCGCAUGCAAAUGGCCGGAGACAGAGCGUUCAUCGUGUCCCCGAGAUAUAAGCCAGGUGUACCGUUUACUUUGGGUUAUGUUUCAUUAACUGAUCGUGUGUCAAAUUCAACGGUUUUAAAUAACAACAGUUUGAAUACCGAACACAAGCGUAAUAACGAUGAUGGUUAUCAUUCAGUAUCACCAUAUCCAUCACUUCGAGCACAUUGUCAAUUUACCAAGCUCUCAACACAGUAUAAAGGAAAAGAAAAUCUGUGUGAUAGUGAAGGACUUGUGAACGUAGUAGAUGUGUACUUGGGUCCAGAUGGUAUACUAUGGAUUCUUGAUAUUGGCGUUGUCAAUACAUUAACGUCACCUGAUCGUGCUAGCAAACCAAAAAAAUACAGCGACCCAAAGGUUUUGGGUAUUAAUGUAACUACUGGUGUUACUGUACACAAGAUAAUGCUAGGAAAACUCAUGAAGCCUAUACCCGCCCACGACGAGAGGAUAAAAAUGAUAGCUCGAUCGCUGUGCUCCAUAGUUGUGGAAUACGACGACAACGGUGACGAAGACACUUCAGCUCAGGAGUCGAAGACAAAAAAAAAGACAGCGACAAACAACCGCGGCAUGACGGAGGAAUUUAUUAGAAACAAAUGGUCAUCACGAAAUAAUCCGGAGGACAUCGGAAGCGGAAUCUAUGACGGUUGUAAAAGUGCAGACAGCGUUGGCGGUGGCAAUAACGUUAGCAACGGAAAUGGUGUUAGUGGAUGGAGUAGCGAGCACAGGAGCAUUAACAACAGGAGCAGCAACAGCACUUGUAGUGGAGCUAAUCCUCCGAUUGUCCGCAGUCGUCGACAUUCGAACGACACGUCGAGUGUAACCAGACCAAAACCAGUGGCGGUGUACGUGGGUGACGCGUGCACCCACGACCAGUUCAAAGGUUUAAUUGUGGUGUGGCUGGUGAACGACGGCCGUGGGAUCCGCGUGAUCUUACCGGCGUCCGUUUCGACCGUAGAGGACGAUGACAGCUGUGACGGUGACCUGGACCCGAGCCGGAAUACUCUGCACAUGGCACUGUUGAACGACUUCGGCGGUCGGCGGCGGCGGCGGCACCUGUACUUCACGUACGGCCGACACCCGGACGCGUACCGGAUCCCGGUGUCCGCGUUCCGGGUCCACGGCCGCCGAGGCACCGCCGACAGUGGAUUCACCGACCUGAAAUUGACCAAUUGUCCGUCGACCGGCAGCGAUCGGUGCGUGAUGAACGUAGGCCGGAAACCGAUCAGCGGCGGCGGCAACAUCGGUAGACCUCUGGUUCCGGUCGACUCGGCGUACGGCGUACAGUGGUAUUUCCGUGAUCCUGCAGUCAUCCGUCGGGCGGACUUGUACGUCUGGGACGCCCGUCGAACGUUUCACUCGGAAUACUUCGAGUUGGUUGUGCGUGGUCACGUGGCGGCGGCGGUGGCGAGCGUCCAGCACGGUGGUCGACCGCCCGCCACCAAUGUCUGCGGUUUGCCACCGAGAACGAGGUGUGGAAGAGAUACCGAGCAUGCGAAGGACACGGGACGUGAAAAGGACACGGAACAAGGAAAGGACCUGGAACCAGGAAAAGAAACGGGACGUGGGAAGGACAAGGGGCGUGGUAAAGACAAGGGUCGCGGGAAGGACAAGGGACGAGGAAAGGACGUGGGAUGUGAGCUAGACUAUGGCUGCAACAACGACGACGAUGACCCGUGCGAAAGCUGCAACGACGUCAGCGAUGCAUUAAUCAAAAACGCAACAGCUACCGGCAACAAGCGUCCCAGUGGGGGCCGACUAUCCCCAGGCUGCAUGGAAAUAACGUCUGUGGACUACGAGAACACCCAACCAACGGGUACGGCCGCGGGUGAUUAUGUCCUGUGGGCGUUGCAUUCCAACAUUCAGGAUUGGGUGCAUGGUCAGACUGGACGUUUUGGUAUGACCGCGUUGCUGUGUCCGAUCGUGUGCAAUACCGCGGGCGAUUAAUAUUAU